AUGUCUACUAUCUUGAUUUCCGGCGCCAACAAAGGAAUUGGCCGUGGCUUGGUUAGCAAGUAUCUGGCUCGCGAUAAUGUGACUGUGAUCGCAGCUGUUCGCAACCCCAGCUCAUCGGAAGCAACCUCUCUCUCCGAACUUCCCACGGGGGAGAGUAGUCGGUUGAUUAUUGUCAAAAUCGACGCCAGCUCUGACACUGACGGAAAGGUUGCGGUGGAGUCACUGUCCAGCCAGGGAGUGUCAGCUUUGGACAUUGUCAUCGCCAACGCGGGAAUCUUCGACACAGCUGCUUUCGUUGCAGUUGCUGAGGCUACCACUUCUCAGAUUCAAACCCAUUUUGAUGUGAACACUCUUGGACCCGUGCGCUUGUUCCAAGCCACUCUUCCCCUUCUUCAGAAGUCAUCGUCUGCUCGCUUCAUCCUGAUCAGCAGUCUGAUGGCAACGAUUGGAGGUAUCAAAGAUAUUCCGCUCAAGGUUGGACCUUAUGGAGCUAGCAAGGCUGCGGCGAACUAUUUUGCCCGGAAAAUCAACUAUGAGAAUGAUGAAAUUGCCACCUUGGCUAUCGACCCUGGUUCAGUUAAGACAGAUGCUGGCAACCACGCUGCCCAAACAAUGGGAUACCCUGGCGCUUUUGUAGAGCUUGAGGACAGCGUGAAUGCAAUUGUCACCAAAAUCGAUGGUUUGAACAAGGAGAACGGUGCGGGAGAGUUUUGGAGCAUUGACGGCACCAACCCCAGCUGGUAG
Messenger RNA from Penicillium expansum, 744 nucleotides. RefSeq names its product Short-chain dehydrogenase/reductase SDR. The transcript has 3 exons. NCBI's taxonomy places the organism in Eukaryota, Fungi, Ascomycota, Eurotiomycetes, Eurotiales, Aspergillaceae. The record is from RefSeq and is a predicted model, not a curated record. Bases 1 to 744 code for a protein of 247 amino acids.